Messenger RNA from Ogataea angusta, 804 nucleotides. RefSeq lists its product as uncharacterized. Gene Ontology annotation, biological process: ergosterol biosynthetic process. Gene Ontology annotation, molecular function: cytochrome-b5 reductase activity, acting on NAD(P)H. The record is from RefSeq and is a predicted model, not a curated record. The transcript has a single exon. Lineage: Eukaryota; Fungi; Ascomycota; Pichiomycetes; Pichiales; Pichiaceae. Bases 1 to 804 code for a protein of 267 amino acids.
AUGAGCUCGAUUGCUAGCGAGGCUCCUGUCGCCCUGAAGGGCGGCGAUGAGUGGAUCGACUUGAAAUUGAAGGAUGUCAAGCAAUUGUCUCACGACACCAAGCUCCUCACUUUCGAGUUGCCAAGCCCAGAUGCCAAAUCCGGUUUGACCACCGCUUCCUGUGUUAUGACCAAAUUCGUUACCGAGAAGGGCAACAACGUCAUUAGACCAUACACUCCAAUCAGUGACAAUGAACAACAGGGAACUUUGCAGAUGCUUGUUAAACACUAUGAUGGAGGUAAGAUGUCUUCUCACAUCUUUGAUCUGAAGCCUCAGGACACCUUGUCUUUCAAAGGUCCUAUUCAAAAAUGGAAAUGGGAGCCAAACUCCUUCAAGGAAAUCUAUUUGCUCGGCGGUGGUACCGGUAUUACUCCAUUGUACCAAUUGAUUCAUGAGAUUUUGAAAAACGAAAAGGACCAAACCAAGGUCAAGCUCUUGUAUGGUUCCAAGACUGUUGAAGACAUUUUGCUCAAGCCGGAAUUGGAUGCCCUGGCUAGCAAGCACCCAGAUCAGUUCAAGGUUAGAUACUUUGUUGAUAAAGCUACUACGGCUCCAGACCGUAAGAUCACCGAGGGAUUUAUCACCAAGGAUGUUCUGUCUAAGGAGUUGUCCGGUCCCUCUGAUGACAUUCACAUUUUCGUCUGCGGCCCUCCACCUUUCUACGAGGCUGUCUCUGGAAAUAAGAAAUCACCAAGUGACCAAGGUGAGCUCACCGGUGCUCUUGCAGAGCUGGGCUACAACAAGAGUCAAGUGUUCAAAUUCUAG